This is a messenger RNA of Zygotorulaspora mrakii, 570 nucleotides long. RefSeq names its product telomerase subunit EST3 (gene EST3). The transcript is spliced from 2 exons. Gene Ontology annotation, biological process: telomere maintenance via telomerase. Gene Ontology annotation, molecular function: telomeric repeat DNA binding. The record is from RefSeq and is a predicted model, not a curated record. NCBI's taxonomy places the organism in Eukaryota, Fungi, Ascomycota, Saccharomycetes, Saccharomycetales, Saccharomycetaceae. Gene Ontology annotation, cellular component: chromosome, telomeric region; telomerase holoenzyme complex. Bases 1 to 570 code for a protein of 189 amino acids.
AUGCCCAGAGUAAGACUACCUUCAAGUUCAGAACAGAGAGACGCGAUACUCCUACAAUCUUGGCUAUACUCGCGAUUGAGAAUGGCAAGUCCCAAGAUAUCUGAUACAAUGAUGCCAACAUACAGUUUUAUACCUUCUUUAUCGGUGGAAGAUAUGAGAAAUCCUCAGCUGUCUUCAGCUGUCCUUUGCACACCUUGUCACUUUGUAAAGAUUACGAAAUUUUAUCGUGUACACAAUUAUAGAGUUUUCGCGUCAGUACGAGAUAAUACCCAUCAGAUACUUGUUGUCUUUACGCCCAAAUGCGUUUCUAACUUUGAAAGGAGAUAUCAUUCCAGAAUAACUUCGCAUGUUGUCAAUUCUUUAAUUAUAGUAGGGGAUUGUAGCUUACACUACUGGCCACCGAGCAAGAUUCAGGACAACUUUGAUAUUGGUCACAACAAUUGCGCCUUUUCGGAGGCAAGAGAGGCAAACAAAUCACUACCAAUUUUGAUCAUAAAUCAAAUGGGUAGAUUCGAAAUGGAUCAAGUCGAACCCCUCGCACUAUGCCCGUUUGUGUACGGCAAACUGUGA